AAAAGAAAAGGAAAAAAGAAAAAAAUAAAAUUCAGACCCCGAAAAAAAAUCACUGACACACAAAAUAAUUAUCUCGCAAAUCAGAAGAAAAGGCGAACAUAAUAUGAGACGCGCGAGCGUAGGGAAAAUUGGCGUACUCGCGCGUGAAUGCGCGUAGAUGCCCCCACAUGGGAUUGUCUGGGCGCGUGAGAAAGUGAAAAACGAGUUCCCAAUUCCAUGAAGACGUUUUGGCAGAGCUGAUUGCACAUCGAAACCAGAGAAAAAAAGACACAUGCCCUUCUACGGUCAAGAUUCCAUCUUCGAUCGAUGCCAGCCGUUGAUAUACCUAACCCUAGUCAAACUUCAACUAUGCUUGGUUACUGGCAACAGUGGAUUUCCCCUUCUCUUUCUUUCUUUUGUCUGAUGAUGAGAUGAGAGAGUGUGUUCAGCUUUACCCCUUUAACAUGACUGAAUGGGGUGAGGGAGAUGAGAAUAGAUUUUUUUGCUGUACAACUCAGUAUUUUCCUCUAGAUGGGUGAUAUCCGUUAAUUCAUGGAUCUUGCUUUGCCUUCUCGUAUUUUACUUUUUUUGGUUCCAAUUUAUUUUGGAUCUUUCCGUUAAAAAACCCAUCUUUUGGGGAUUUUUUUUCCAAUCGGCAGUUCAAUUUGGUGUUGAAGAUCUUGGUCUAUCGAGAUUUUUUCCUUAUUUUCACCUUAUUAUUUUUUUCUUUCUUUCUUCUGUUCAACUUAGUAAUCAUCACCUUUUGAUUUUUGGAUGAUGAUGGUGAUAAGUGAGCUCAGAAUAAUCUCUCUUUCCCUUAUCUUAUAGAUUUUCAACUCUAUCCCUUCCUUUUUUUUGAGCUCCUAAAACAGUUGGGUUCUUCAAUCUCUCUCUCUCUCGGUUUUCAAUUUUUCUUCUCUUUGUUACUCUCAGAUCCGCUCCGAAAGUCAAAGUGAGGCUGUUGUUCCGAGAUUUCAGCAUCGUAUUCGCCGAAACCUCAACAACUUCAGAUCCGUUUCUUACUAGAUCCGAAAAACUAGUAUAAUUAUUUUUAUCACUCUGUUCGUAUUCGCUAGGGUUCGUCAGGGGGCAAAAAAAUCGGAAGAUCAGAAGAUGUGUCUGUUUCAAAGUGUGAUGAAUUACUUCCCGGAGGAAGUAUUGGAGCACGUAUUCGAUUUCCUGACGUCGCACCGCGACCGCAAUGCGGUGUCGCUGGUGUGCAAAUCGUGGUACAGCGUCGAGAGAUUCAGCCGUGAGAAGGUGUUCAUCGGCAACUGCUACGCAGUGAAUCCGGAGCGAUUGAUUGCUAGGUUUCCGCGGCUCCGAUCCUUGAGUCUGAAAGGGAAGCCUCAUUUCGCAGAUUUCAAUCUGGUGCCUCAUGAUUGGGGCGGCCACGUGUACCCUUGGAUCGAGGCUAUGGCGAAGAGCGGAAUCAAUCUAGAGGAGCUGAGGUUGAAGAGGAUGGUGGUGUCGGAUGAAAGCCUUGAGCUGCUUGCGAAAUCUUUUCCAAAUUUCAAAUCUUUGGUUUUGGUCAGCUGUGAAGGGUUCACUACCGAUGGCCUUGCUGCCAUUGCAUCCAAUUGCAGGUUUCUUAGGGAGCUCGACCUGCAGGAAAAUGAAGUUGAUGAUCGCAAGGGUCAGUGGCUCAGCUGUUUUCCCGAGAGCUGUACCUCUCUGGUCUCUUUAAAUUUUGCAUGCCUCAAAGGAGAGGUUAAUGUAGCUGCUCUUGAGAGACUGGUUGCGAGAUGUCGUAACCUUAGGAGUCUAAGACUGAACCAUGCAGUGCCUCUGGAGGUUCUUCAGAAGAUUUUGGUGCAAGCUCCUCAGUUGAAUGAUUUGGGUACUGGUUCCUUUACCCAUGAUCCUGACUCGGAGACUUACAUCAAACUGAAAAAUGCUAUGAAGAAUUGUCACUCGAUUAGAAGCUUGUCAGGGUUUCUGGAUGUGAAUGGACGCUGUUUGCCCGCUGUCUACCCAAUCUGCACCAGUUUGACAUCGUUGAACUUGAGUUAUGCGCCUGGGAUCUUCAAUAAUGAACUUAUAAAGCUAAUCUGUCACUGCAAGAAAAUAGAGCGGCUCUGGGUUUUGGAUACCAUUGGAGAUAAGGGACUCAAUGUCGUGGCCUCCACGUGCAAGGAACUACAGGAGUUGAGAGUCUUUCCUUCCGACUUAUAUGGUGUGGGAAAUGCAGCUGUAACUGAAGAAGGGCUAGUUGCUAUAUCAGCUGGAUGCCCAAAGCUGAACUCAAUCUUGUACUUCUGUCAGCAGAUGACCAAUGCUGCCCUCAUAACAGUAGCCAAAAACUGCCCUAAUUUUAUUCGUUUCCGGUUGUGCACCCUUAACCCGGUCGUACCAGAUGCAGCAACCAAUCAACCACUAGAUGAAGGUUUUGGGGCGAUUGUCCAGUCAUGCAAGGGCCUGACGAGGCUAUCAGUCUCGGGUCUUCUGACGGAUCAAGUCUUUCUAUACAUAGGAAUGUAUGCUGAGCAGCUUGAAAUGCUUUCAAUCGCGUUUGCUGGGGAUAGCGACAAGGGGAUGCUCUAUGUACUCAACGGGUGCAAGAAACUGAAGAAGCUUGAGAUCAGAGACAGCCCGUUUGGCAACAUGGCACUUCUAUCGGACAUGGGGAAGUAUGAAACAAUGCGAUCCCUUUGGAUGUCCUCAUGUGAAGUGACCCUCGGAGCAUGCAAGACACUGGCGGAGAAGAUGCCGCGGCUCAAUGUUGAGAUCAUCAAUGAGAAUGAGGCUGGUGACGGUGAGGGUGAGGCCAGCUUCGAUGAUAGGCAUAGAGUUGAGAAGAUGUACUUGUACCGGACGCUUGUCGGGCCUAGGACAGACGCGCCGGAUUUUGUUUGGACGCUGUAGAUGCUGCGGCGGGAGCUCUGCUGCCUGUUCCUCUAUGUAUUAUGUAGCUCUAGGUUGUUAAUUUAGACACCACCUAUUUAUGCAUUUGCUAGUUCCACUGAUGGCUUAUUGUUAUAUAUGGAGGGGGAUUAUUCAAAUUGACUUCAAACUCUGUAUCAUGCUUCUGUUUAUAUCAACUUCUCAACUCAA
Messenger RNA from Salvia miltiorrhiza (redroot sage), 3033 nucleotides. Its product is annotated as protein AUXIN SIGNALING F-BOX 2. Gene Ontology annotation, molecular function: protein binding. Bases 1093 to 2844 code for a protein of 583 amino acids. Gene Ontology annotation, cellular component: SCF ubiquitin ligase complex. The transcript is spliced from 3 exons. Gene Ontology annotation, biological process: SCF-dependent proteasomal ubiquitin-dependent protein catabolic process. NCBI's taxonomy places the organism in Eukaryota, Viridiplantae, Streptophyta, Magnoliopsida, Lamiales, Lamiaceae. The record is from RefSeq and is a predicted model, not a curated record.